AUGCAAUCUUUUGAGGUAUUCGGUUGCUUCUUGAGGCAUUUCAGGCCAAAAGGAGAUGCACUUCCAGAAGAUCUUAAACAAGUGGUUUCAAACUACUCAGAGGAUGGUAUAAUGAGUGUUCAAAAUCUUCAUGAUUUCUUGACAGAAUAUCAAGAACAAACUGAUGCUGAUGCCCAAGCCAUUUUCAACAGAGCAAAACAUCACAAUCUUCAACACAAAGGCCUGCAUCUCUUGCAAUAUUUAUACAGCGACCUCAACUAUCCUCUUCAAACGAUUCUUGAUGACAUGAAAUCUCCACUUUCUCAUUAUUAUAUAUACACAAGUCACAAUACUUAUUUAACUGGUAACCAGUUUACAAGUGACAGUAGUGUUAGACCUAUCAUAAGGGCCCUACAGAAAGGUGUAAGAGGUAUUGAAUUGGAUCUUUGGCCAAAUUCGACAAAUACCGAUAUAAAUGUUUGUCAUGGAAGGACUCUAACCUCAUCUGUAAAACUGAGGAAAUGUUUGAGAGUUAUCAAGGAUUACGCCUUCCAUGCUUCCGAAUAUCCAGUUGUUAUCACUUUUGAAGAUCAUCUCAACAAAAAACUACGCGAUAAAGUGGCACUUAUGGUGAAAAGCACGUUUCAGGACAUGCUGCUUCUCCCAGACAAAGAUCAUAAAUUGACUAAACUACCCUCACCUGAGGAACUAAAGAAGAAGAUCAUCAUCUCAACAAAACCACCAAAUGAGUCUUUGGAGCCAGAGACUGUGGAUGAUAAGAAAAUGACUAAUAAUAUAAAAUCAGGGACCAUUUUUGACUGCUUGAAAAGCAAAGAAGGUUCAGAUGAAGAAAGUAGGCAUCCUGAGGAAGAUCUACAGGGUGAAGUCCCUGAGUACAAGGACUUGAUCUUUAUCCAUGCUGUAAAGCAUAAAGGAAACCUGCUUGAUUCUCUACAUGUUGACCCAAAUAAAUACAAACGUCUUAGCUUGAGUGAACAGGCCCUUGUAGAAGCUUGCCAAGAACAUGGGCAACAAAUCGUGAGAUUCACAGAGAGGAAUAUACUGAGGGUGUACCCUAAAGGGACGCGUCUUGAUUCGUCUAAUUACAGUCCAUUUCAUGGUUGGAAGCAUGGAGCUCAAAUGGUUGCAUUCAACAUGCAGGGAUAUGGAAAGAAUCUGUGGUUGAUGCAAGGAAUGUUCCGAGCCAAUGGUGGUCGUGGAUACGUGAAGAAACCAAAGUUUUUAUGUGAUGGGGACCUGAGCUUUCGUCCCAAUGAAGUCAAGAAAAUUUUGAAGGUAAAAAUUUACAUGGGAGAAGGAUGGCAUUCGGAGUUUCAUCAUGCUCACUUCGAUUACUGUUCUCCACCUGACUUCUAUGCAAAAGUGGGAGUAUAUGGAUAUGAGGAUGCUGAUGAUGAUAAAUCUCCAAGAAUGUAUAAAACCAAGACAAUUGAGGAUGAUUGGUGGCCACUUUGGAAUGAGGAGUUUGAAUUUCCGAUUAAGGUCCCGGAAUUGGCAUUGUUAAGAAUUGUGGUUAAAGAUAAUGACACCACCAAGAAAAAUGAGUUUGGAGGCCAAACUUGCUUACCUGUUUCAGAGUUGAGAACAGGCAUACGUUGUGUCCCAUUGUAUAACAAAAAAGGCGAAAAAUAUAGGUUCAUAAAGCUUCUCAUGCGUUUUGAACUUGUGAUUCCCAUAAGUUAGAUUAUUUCCUACAUUCCAUUGGAUUCAAAGGAUCUUUGGUUAUAUUACUGAUUAUAUCCAACCCUUUAAAGAGUCAAGGAGGCUACUUGUACAUGAAUAAAUGAACCGGGUUAUCGAGCGUUUCUUAGUGGUAGUUGCAUUUGUAAUCUCGAAAACAACUGAGACAAUGUGAAAGAGCAUAAAAUCCUAAUACGAGUUUCAGUUACUUGAUGUGACAAGUCAUUGUGAGUAUUCAUAUAGGUUAUGAUUAUUAUCGUUUCCUUGUGUAUCUUGUAUUUAUCUUUCUCUCUGAAGACCAUAAUUAGAUUAUUUGUUUUCUUUAUUUUUAACCUAAACAUUCAAUCUAUAAAAGAAUUUAUAUAUCA
Messenger RNA from Lactuca sativa (garden lettuce), 2048 nucleotides. Its product is annotated as phosphoinositide phospholipase C 2. Gene Ontology annotation, biological process: phosphatidylinositol-mediated signaling; release of sequestered calcium ion into cytosol; lipid metabolic process. Gene Ontology annotation, molecular function: phosphatidylinositol-4,5-bisphosphate phospholipase C activity. Gene Ontology annotation, cellular component: plasma membrane. The record is from RefSeq and is a predicted model, not a curated record. Lineage: Eukaryota; Viridiplantae; Streptophyta; Magnoliopsida; Asterales; Asteraceae.